UGCGAGAUUACCUUCAACUUCGCCAUGCAAGCCAUUGACAAGAUCGUCAACUCUACUGGAAAGACUUACUUUAUGUCCGGUGGAAACGUACCCUGUCCUGUAGUUUUCCGUGACCCCAACGGUGCAGCCUCUGGUGUCGGUGCUCAGCACUCCCAAGACUAUGCAGCCUGGUAUGGCUCAAUUCCCGGUCUCAAGGUUGUUAGACCUUGGAGCGCAGUGGACGAUUGCAAAAGGUUCUUAUUUUUACACAGUUUACUGUCCGUGCUGCCAUCCGAUCCUAACCCAGUCGUAUUCCUCGAGAAUGAGAUGAUGUACGGUGUCACCUUCCCCAUGUCCUCUGAAGCCAUGUCAGACAACUUCACUCUUCCCAUCGGCAAGGCCAAGGUCGAGCGCGAAGGAGCCGAUAUCACUAUCGUGGCACACAGCAAAAUGGUCACUCGCAGUCUAGAGGCUGCCGACCUUUUGGCAAAGGAGGGCGUCAAGGCCGAGGUCAUCAACCUCUGUAGUAUCUGUCCUCUGGAUAUCGACACCAUUAAUCUUCUCAUAGUCGAGGGUGGUUUCCCCGCCUUCGGUGUUGGUAGCGAAAUCUGUGCACAGAUCAUCGAGAGCGAGGCCUUUGACUACCUUGAUGCUCCAGUUGACCGGGUAACUGGUGCUGAUGUACCUACACCAUAUGCCACCAACCUGGAGGCACUUGCAUUCCCCGACACACCUCUGAUCGUCAAGGUCGCCAAGCGGGCACUUUACAGGACCAACUAGGCACACUUAUACUUUUAUU
Molecule: messenger RNA, 778 nt
Organism: Suillus clintonianus
Lineage: Eukaryota; Fungi; Basidiomycota; Agaricomycetes; Boletales; Suillaceae
Product: transketolase
Exons: 4
Coding region: 25-759 (244 amino acids)
Biological process (GO): pyruvate decarboxylation to acetyl-CoA
Molecular function (GO): pyruvate dehydrogenase (acetyl-transferring) activity
Source: RefSeq, a predicted model, not a curated record